Drepanopeziza brunnea f. sp. 'multigermtubi' MB_m1 is the source of this 330-nucleotide messenger RNA. RefSeq lists its product as uncharacterized. The record is from RefSeq and is a predicted model, not a curated record. NCBI's taxonomy places the organism in Eukaryota, Fungi, Ascomycota, Leotiomycetes, Helotiales, Drepanopezizaceae.
AUGUCUUGGUUCUCCAUACUGCCGCCGAGCGUCUCCUUCAUAGAGACAUGGGCGAUUCGCAUCUUCCUUGUGCUUGGGAUCAUGGUAAUCGGCCCAUGGUUCCUUUUGAUAGUCUACGACAUGGUCCUCUACAUCUUUCGGACUGCAACCUACGAGAUACCCUACGUUGGAGGACGUGCAAGGCAUAGACCCCGUCCUAGAGCACCGAGUCUAAGAGUGCCCACAGCGAUAGAGUCAGCAGAAGAGAUAAGGGACGGCUUGAAGCAACGGCUGGAAAGAACAGGGCACGCCGGAGGCGGAGGGGACAUUAAUAUCGUAUCGGAGGAUUGA